AUGUUUGUCCAAAAGUACCCAGAAUUAAAUUUCAUUACGGAACAACGACUAUCAGAUCAAAUACGAGUCAUACACAGAAAUAAUAGAAUACCUGCAACAACAAGAGAAAAAAUAAAGAAAACCAUUGAAGAAAUAAUCAAUAGGGAAAAUAACGAACACAGUGAAAACACAACGCAAAAUACAUUAUUUACAAAUAUACAAGACAAUAAUACAACAGAAGAAGAGACAAAUACCGAUACACAGACAGCAAUGGCUCACUUAUACACACAGUACACACAAAACAGUAAUGAUACAGAGACUCUUAUUACAGAACAUCAAAUUACACCAUCACAACAGAUGAAUAUAGAAAAUGAAAACCACACACAACUUGAGUACGAAAAAAUAUAUACAACAUUUACAGAACUGUUAAUAAAAUUUAAAGGAACGGACCCAACACUCAGACCACAUAUCCCAAAAUUACAAACAUGUCGAAAAACUAUUAAAACGGUAAAUACUAUCAACCAAAUCAUUAAAGCAUACCUACAAAAUAAUGACGAUACGACAAUCGAAAAUUUACAUGAUAUAAUAUACUGUGCAGCUAAAACAGUCACAACACUACACAUAGAAAAAAAACAACCUAAA
This is a messenger RNA of Brenthis ino (lesser marbled fritillary), 621 nucleotides long. The record is from the annotation of a GenBank genome assembly. NCBI's taxonomy places the organism in Eukaryota, Metazoa, Arthropoda, Insecta, Lepidoptera, Nymphalidae.